Messenger RNA from Vicia villosa (hairy vetch), 402 nucleotides. Its product is annotated as glycine-rich protein DOT1-like. The record is from RefSeq and is a predicted model, not a curated record. NCBI's taxonomy places the organism in Eukaryota, Viridiplantae, Streptophyta, Magnoliopsida, Fabales, Fabaceae. The transcript has a single exon. Bases 1 to 402 code for a protein of 133 amino acids.
AUGGCGAAUCACAGCACGAAUUGGCCCGCCCUAGGUUUUGCCUACACCGGAUCCAAUGAUGGCGGUGGCGGUGGCGGUGGCCGCGGUGAUGGUGGUGACGGCGGCGGCCGCGGUAACGGUGGUGGCCGCGGUGACGGCGGUGGCCGCAGAAAUGGCAAUGGUGGCGGAAACGGCGACGAAACAUCUGGUGUCACAAACAAUGGCAGUUAUUUCAAUAUAGGCGGCAAUGACCAAGAGGGUUCCUCAUACUCCCUCAAGGUUAAUAUUCCUAAGAUGACUGGGAAUAACUAUAAUGAAUGGGCCCAAACAGUUCGCUUGGUAUUGGAUAGCAAAGGGAAGCUUAGUUUUUUAACAGGAGCGAUAGCUGAAACGGCAGUAGGAGACCCUCUUUACAAACAAUGA